Molecule: messenger RNA, 714 nt
Organism: Elaeis guineensis (African oil palm)
Lineage: Eukaryota; Viridiplantae; Streptophyta; Magnoliopsida; Arecales; Arecaceae
Product: basic blue protein
Cellular component (GO): plasma membrane
Molecular function (GO): electron transfer activity
Source: RefSeq, a predicted model, not a curated record
CCGAAAGACUAAAGUAAAGAGACUCUGGACUUUCGCAGCUCUUGAGGGACCCAUUCCUUCCCCAUAACCCAUUCCUCUCCCUUCGCUCGGCCGCUUAUAAAAAGACACAUACUCUCUCUGGGACACAACUCAAGCACUUGAAUUAACUCUCAGCCUCACCUUCUCAUAGCUCUUGCUCUAGAGUAUAACUUAGUGGUAAGAGUGAUGACUCAGGGAAGGGGCAGUGCCGUGGCUCUUGGGUUGGCACUGCUGUGCCUCCUCAUCCACAGCGAGAUCGCCGAGUCGGCUACUUACACAGUCGGAGACGGCAAUGGCUGGACUUUCAACACCGACACUUGGCCCAGAGGGAAGCGUUUCCGGGCCGGCGAUGUGCUCGUUUUCAAUUACAAUCCAUCGGCCCACAAUGUCGUGGCCGUGAACCGGGGAGGCUACAGUGGAUGCACGACGCCGAGGGGCUCGAGGGUCUUCAGAUCGGGGAACGACCGCAUCACACUUUCUAAGGGGACGAACUAUUUCAUCUGCAACUUUGCGGGCCACUGCCAAUCAGGGAUGAAGAUAGCAGCCACAGCUGUGUAACAAUUUUAGUCGAGCUUUAUCUACUUGGUAGUGUGCUAUGUAUGAAAGUGAGGGCUAUGUUGUAUGACUACGUGACAUAAUUAAAUAAAAGUGGUCAAUGGCUCAGGAACUUUGUUCCUGGGUCGCCUUUCAUAUAAA